Molecule: messenger RNA, 1637 nt
Organism: Toxotes jaculatrix (banded archerfish)
Lineage: Eukaryota; Metazoa; Chordata; Actinopteri; Toxotidae
Product: zinc finger protein 771-like
Exons: 2
Coding region: 62-1084 (340 amino acids)
Biological process (GO): regulation of transcription by RNA polymerase II
Molecular function (GO): DNA-binding transcription factor activity; RNA polymerase II cis-regulatory region sequence-specific DNA binding
Source: RefSeq, a predicted model, not a curated record
GAAAGUCAGUGGUUUCAGCAGCAGCAGAUAUCGUGGAAGUGUCCGUGUGAGUAGUUUGAACAUGUCUGCAGUGGAACUGUUGAGAGAGCUGGUGGACAGGCGUCUAACCGCGGCGGCUGAAGAGAUAAUCGGACUGUUCGAAAGAACCAUAGCGGAGUAUGAAGCGGAGCUGGGCCGCUCAGAGCGGGAAAACGAGCGGCAACGCAAACUGCUGGACGCCGUGUUCACGCCGGAAGUUCGGUUGCACAGAGCAGUAUUAUCUGCAGAUACCCAGCAGAGCCCAGAGCCCCCCCACAUUAAAGAGGAGCAGGAGCAACUCUGGAGCAGUCAGGAAGGACAGCAGCUUCAAAGACCUGUCUCCGUGAAGAGUGAAGGUGAUGAAGAGAAAGUUCAGUCCUCACAGCUUCAUCACAGACAGACUGAGGAGGACAGAGAGGCAGAGCCUCCACCCAGCAGCUCAGCUCCUCAGGUGGAGGCAGACAGUGAUGGACAGGGCUGUGGAGGAUCAGAACCAAGCAGAGGAUUAGAUGUAGACAAUCAUCUACGACCUGUUAAUGAUGAUGAUGAUGAGACUCCAGACUUCUGUGGACCAGCUGACAGCAGCGAUGAUGUCCGGAAGCAGAGGAGAGGGCGGCAGCAGAGCCAGACUAAGAGGUCUACAAAGUAUGCACACUUAGUCGCACCGAAGAGAACGUACUCAGGAGAAAAAGCCUUUGUGUGUUUAGUCUGUAAGAAGCAGUUUAAUUCUAGAAGCAGUGCCGUGCGACAUCUCAGAACUCACACAGGGGAGAAACCCUUCGGCUGCCCCGUUUGCGGUAGAAAAUUCUCAUGGGCCACAGCUUUGGGAGUGCACAUGAGAACCCACACCGGAGAGAGACCGUUCAGCUGCACGGUCUGUGGUAAGAAAUUCACACUGAAAGGAAAUGUGGCACAGCACAUGACUCUCCACACAGGGGAGAAGGCUUUCGGCUGCGGUGUGUGUGGGAGAAGAUACACCCGACAGUCAACUGUGAGAUACCACAAGUGUGUUUCUGAGAGAGUAAAUACAACUACAGGGCUGCAACGGAGAAACGGCCCAGUUUGAAUUUCUCACCAUCUGUGCAGGAUUAAACCAUCUCACAUAGCUGGUGGAUAGGGUUGGAAAAUCAUCAAUGUAUCUGAAAUAUGUGGUUAAUAACACACAAGUAGUUUAAUACCACAGGCGUUGUGUUUCGCCAGUUAAAUGCUUUUAAUGUGAAGGAGCAGCAGCAGGAAAUGUUGGGUUUAUGGCAGCAUUACUCUGUUCAGUGGCUGGACUGUUCACUGUGGUUUCAUUCAGAAGUAGAUAGUAAAUUAACACACAAAGAUAAAUGGAAAUCUUUGAGACUGACACUGUAAGCACAGGGCAGUAACUAUAAUCCAAAGGCUCCUUCUCUUUUUAGAGGAACUGUCUCUUAUUGUGUGUCUGUUAUUGUGUUCUACGACACUUUUCAGUGAUGCGUUAUGUCCAACAGAAAUUCUGUGUAUAAUCUUUUAGCAGCGUGUUCAGAGUCUGAAUCCACAAACCAGACGGAACUGGAAACGUGAACUGUUUUUUCUAAACAACAUCAGACUUUAUUUUUUUAACAGUCACAGAGCAGCAAUUGUUUAAGUUUUUU